Messenger RNA from Papilio polytes (common Mormon), 2190 nucleotides. RefSeq names its product steroid hormone receptor ERR1-like (gene ERR). The transcript has 9 exons. The record is from RefSeq and is a predicted model, not a curated record. Gene Ontology annotation, biological process: regulation of DNA-templated transcription. Gene Ontology annotation, molecular function: DNA-binding transcription factor activity; sequence-specific DNA binding; zinc ion binding. The coding region runs from base 343 to 1698 and encodes 451 amino acids. NCBI's taxonomy places the organism in Eukaryota, Metazoa, Arthropoda, Insecta, Lepidoptera, Papilionidae.
UAAACAAAUAGUUUUAACUUACCUAAAAUAGUUUACUUGUAUUGGUUUUAGUUAUUUUAAAGUAUAAAAGAAGUAACAGUGUUAUAUUUAUUGUGACAAGAGCUUAUUAGACUUAAUAACUGACAGUUCAAAACAGUUUAAUUGUUAUGAAAUAAUUCGAUCUUGUAGAAUUACUGUGGAGAAUUUGGUGAUUAUUCCUAUUCCAGAAAAGUCCUACACUCCCUGCUUUGAUGUGUAUGUUAUUUUAUGUGGUUUAUGAUUAGUAUACAUUUGUAUAGAAAUAACAACCUUGCAGUUACUUCAACAUGACUAUAGGAUUUAUACAAAUAAUGUCAUUAAUUUAUGGAUGAGGUGCAGAUGAUGUCCGCGGCGGGGGGGGAGCCGAUGCUGCGCCGCGUCAAGCAGGAGGCCGAGCCGCCGCCCCAGUACUCGCCCGACCCACACACAGACCACCCGCUGCAUCGUAGCGGGCAUAUGGUGCACGCGCCUCAGUUUUCCACCAUCCAACAGUUGGAACUCGAGCCGAAGGAGGAGGUGAAAUUCUGCGUGUCACCUGAGAGCGGGGCGGGGGGCAACGCGAGUCCUGAACAGCAGCACUGCUCGUCGACCACCGCCGCUGCGGCUGCCCGCGACGAAGACUCACCUCGACGCUUCUGUCUUGUAUGUGGCGACGUCGCGUCAGGCUUCCACUACGGUGUUGCAAGUUGCGAAGCCUGUAAAGCCUUCUUUAAACGGACCAUACAGAUGUUAAAUUACCAGGGGAACAUAGACUACACGUGCCCGGCGUCUAACGAGUGCGAGAUCAACAAGCGGCGGCGCAAGGCGUGCCAGGCGUGCCGCUUCCGCAAGUGUCUGAGCACGGGCAUGCUGCGCGAGGGCGUGCGCCUCGACCGCGUGCGCGGCGGCCGCCAGAAGUACCGCCGCGCGCCCGACCUGCCGCCGCCCGCGCACAAGCCGCACAUCGACGACAUCAAGAUCCUAGAGGCGCUGUCGUCGUACGAGCCAGAGCUGCUGAGCUGCGGCGCGGCGCCGGCGGGCGUGACGGAGCCCGCGGCGCGCACGCUGGCCCUGCUGGCAGACCUGUACGACCGCGAGCUGGUCGGCGUCAUCGGCUGGGCUAAACAGAUACCCGGCUUCACAGAGCUACAGCUUAAUGAUCAGAUGCGGCUGCUGCAGAGCACGUGGGCGGAGAUGCUGAGCUUGAUGGUGGCGUACCGCUCGCUGCCCGCCCCCGCCGCCGCCGUGCCCGCCUCCCCCGCGCCCGCCCCCGCCCCCGCCCCCCUGCGCCUGCGCUUCGCACACGACCUCGUGCUGGACGAACACACCGCGCGCGACAUCGGCGCACUCGACCUCUACCUGCAGAUCAGCGGCGUGGCGCGGCGGCUGGAGCGGCUGGGGGCGCAGCGCGAGGAGUGCUACCUGCUGAAGGCGCUGGUCCUCGCCAACUCGGAGGCGCGUCUCGACGAGCACGCCGCGCAGAGGCGCUUCCGAGAUGCUAUACUCGCUGCGCUUAACGACGCCGUCAACGCGCUCAGGCCAUACAACGCGAACACGGCGCUGCAGCAGCUGCUGCUGUCGCUGCCGGCGCUGCGGCACGCGGACGUGGCCGUGCGCCGCUUCUGGGCCGGCGUGCACCGCGACCGCCGCACGCAUAUGAACAAACUAUUCGUCGAGAUGCUGGAGGCCUGUCUGCGGUAGGCGGGUCGACGCGCGCAGGGCUCAGCUUACACUGGUCACUGACACGGGAUCACAAGUUAUGUGACUAGACGAAGUUACGGACAAACAAGUUUGAACAAGGUUGUGUCGAUUUGUUCUUCAAAUGCUUGCUCGAAACUUAUUAUAAUCUGUAGCAAUUAGUGUACUCAUUUUUUUAUCUACCCGUAGCUUUUUUAUUGUAAAUAAGUUUCGCUUUGGGUUAAGCACCGGGUGGCAGGCGGGGCCGCGACUUUUUUUUUCAUAAAAACAUAUCAUUUUAGUAAUUUUUAUGCAUUUAACGUUUCCCGAAGUUUCGAGUUGUGAGUGUUUGUGUAUUAUAUAUUUAUAUGGAUAUUUAGUCUGUGGUAAUGUGGCUGUGAAGUGGCGGGAAGCGGAGUUCGGUAUUUGAAUUGACGUUUAAUUUUAGGUUAUGUUUUAAAAUGAUCGAUAAUUAUCGCUUUGUGUUUGAUAUUUUUUAUAACAAUGUCUAUUUUU